Messenger RNA from Salvelinus namaycush (lake trout), 1638 nucleotides. RefSeq lists its product as uncharacterized. Lineage: Eukaryota; Metazoa; Chordata; Actinopteri; Salmoniformes; Salmonidae. The transcript is spliced from 6 exons. Gene Ontology annotation, biological process: response to bacterium. The record is from RefSeq and is a predicted model, not a curated record. The coding region runs from base 1 to 1047 and encodes 348 amino acids.
AUGAUCAGAAUCAACCUUGUUUGGAUGUUAGUCAGUCAAGUGUUCCUGAUUCACUCUGAAGAAGUUCCUCUGCAAAUUCCACUGACCACAGCUCAGCUCGGAGAGUCUGUAUCUCUUCCAUGUUUCUUCUCAGAGACAAUUGAUUAUUUCCAAUGGCUGUACUGGUACAAGCAAACAGCUGGUCAAAUGCCCCAAGUUGUGGCAACUCUAGAAAAGAGAAAAUCAGCUAAUUUUGUUCUUAAUGGAGAGUUUAAUGACCUACGUUUCACAAUGGAGAAAGUAAAAGUUGGAUAUCUUCUCAUCAUCAACAAUAUCAGCAGAUCAGAUGAGGCAGCAUACUUCUGUGGAAUAGGAACAGUGUAUGAGAUGAAGUUUAGAAAUGGAACAUUUUUGGCUGUAAAAGGUAACUUUAUUUCAACUGUAGAGCAACAGCCAGUGUCUGACCCAGUCCAACCAGAAGACUCUGUGACUCUACAGUGUACAGUACUCUCUAAGACCUGUACAGGAGAACACAGUGUGUACUGGUUCAGAGCCGGAUCAGGAGAAUCCUAUCCAGGAGUUAUUUACACCCCUGGGAACAGGAGUGAUGAGUGUAAGAAGAGCCCUGAGACUCCCUCUCCUACACAGAGCUGUGUCUACAGCCUCUCCAAGAACAACCUCAGUCUCUCUGAUGCUGGGACUUAUUACUGUGCUGUGGCCACAUGUGGGGAGAUUCUGUUUGGCAAUGGAAUAAACCUAAAUAUUGGAAGAUCACUGGAACAUGUAGUCAUUGGACUGGGAGUGACAUCGAUUUUCUGUGUGAUUGUAAUCAUUAUCCUCAUCUUCACCAGAAAUACAAAGCCAAUUUGUGAACAUUAUCAAGUGAGUGUUGCACAGCAUAUUGGACAUGACAACUCAAGCACCGAAUGUGAUCAGGAUAAAGAAGGAGUUAUGUUGAACUAUGCUGCAUUGAGUUUCUCUGAGAGGAAAAGUAAAAGAGGAAGAAAGAAGAGAGAGACACCACAGGAGAGUGUGUACUCUGAUGUCAGGUAUUCAGACUGGGAGUGAACUUUGUUCAUGUGCAGAGGAAUGGAUGUAGUUUGGUCAAGAAACUCUUGUUAAUAUAGAUGUAUAUAAUGUAUUCAGACAGUCAUGACAUUUGAUACACUAUAAUGUGUCAUAGAAUAAGCUUGUUCUUCUAGGAGCGUUCUCUGUCAGAGCACCACUGUUAUGGAACGGCUUGUCCUGUGAGGUAGAGGGCCAGAAACUAUUGAGGUCUUUAAAUCAUGCCGGAAAAUCUACCUUUUUAGCUUGGCCUUUAAUCUUAAUCUGUGAUUGUAUUGUUAUUUUAGACUUCCUUAGUGAUUCUAUGUUCUUCUCUUGUAUUGUAUCUAUUGUAUGUUAGCCCUUUGUUUAGAUACACUAUUUAACUGUGAGCCAACUCAGUGGCCUUGUGUUUAUUGUACACUGUGAGAUUAGAAGGUUGAGAGUUUGAUCCCCGGUCAAGUCAUAUCAAUUACCCUAAAAAUGGGAACGGAUUAGUCUCUGUUUGGCAGUCAGCAUAAAGGAGAUGGAUUGGGUUAAGUGUCCUGUCCAGGAGGUGUACUUGUACAUCAAGCUGUCUUCCGCUAUUGAAUAUUGAACCUAUGAGCCGUUCUG